AUGAAGCCGCCCGCAUCAUUAAAUAUCCUCUGCUUUCUUUCCAGCGUUGCGUCUGCAGCAAUAUGCAACAACAAUUGCGGCCGCCAAGUUGCGGGCACGGGCAGGAAUGAUCCAUCUCUUGCCUCGAGAUCAUCUCUUUGUGCGGCCUUCGUGAGUACUUAUGCUACAAUGCCUGCUAUACCUCAGCCGACUGUCACUCUGUCGGUUCCAUCACCGGUGCAAAAGAGAAACGUCCAUGGCCCGCGUCAAGAGACCCCUGCGCCUACAAUCCUUGGCACAAAGCCUGCAUACGCCAGCUCCUGCCCUGACGUAGCUGCCUAUUGGUCGGCAUGUCAGUGCUUUGACGGUAUCAAGCCGACCACCAUCACUGCGACGGCGCCGACAGGUGUCGCUUCUUCGACCGCUUCGGCUUCUUGCACACCAGGAGCUGAGUUUGCUCUCCAUGUGAUUGAAGAGAGAUCAAACUUGUGUAGGAACACUCUUCAAAACGAAUUUGUCAGGGCGAAUACGUACAAUCUGAAGAACCUCGUUCAAGGCCGUGUUCCGGUUGGUGUUGGUCACGCAGAAGUCCCAAGAUACAACCAAAAUGACGAGAACCAACCCAUCAACUAUAGAGGGGUUCAAGGCCCCGCAGGAUCAACGAUCAAGUGCAACAUUGUUGUCCAUCGCGGCUACAUCAAGGCAUCUCUCAACGGAUCUUACGAGUUCAUCGUCGGUGAGGCUGACGACGUAGUCAUGGUCUGGCUGGGGGAUAAGGCCAAGUCAGGCUUCAACGCGAACAAUGCCGACAUCACAGUUCAGAAGGACUAUCGAUCAUAUCCCUACAGCCAGUUCAUUUACUUUGAAACCGUGGAGGAGUACAUCCCCUUUCGCAUAUUCUGGUCCAACGGGAGGGGUGGCGGGGCUUUUAGCUCCGGGAUCUACCCAGAUUACACUCUAGGGCUGGACCUCCCCGAAGGUACUGUGAUCGAGAACCCCAAGCUGUAUGCAAGCUGCUCUGGGGAUGCAAGUCGUGCCCCGGCUUGGCCUGCUUGGCAAGAUGAGGUCUGGGGCUAG
Messenger RNA from Colletotrichum gloeosporioides, 1056 nucleotides. RefSeq lists its product as uncharacterized. The transcript is spliced from 2 exons. The coding region runs from base 1 to 1056 and encodes 351 amino acids. The record is from RefSeq and is a predicted model, not a curated record. Lineage: Eukaryota; Fungi; Ascomycota; Sordariomycetes; Glomerellales; Glomerellaceae.